CAAUCACUACUAUUUCCUCCAUACAAAGCAUUCCUUUCUUCUUGCCGAUCUAUAUCUAGCACAUCAUAUACAUCAUGGUCGUUAACAUCACCGCCGAAGAUCCUCAGCCUACCAUUCACAGCCACAUCAAUGGCACUACGGAAGAGAUCCUGGAUCGGCUCUGUGUCACCGAGCUCUUGAAGGGAUGGCCGGUAUACCGAGAUGCUUCUGAAUGGGCUCACUACCGAAACUGCUUCGCCGAACAGGCUUACAUCUUUACCACAUGGAGCGGCGGCAUGCCCAUCGACGAAUUCAUCGCAGUCUCCAAGAAGGGCCGUCGAAACGGCGACCAUAUCAUGCACCGCGAAAACGGCACUCUCGUCGAGCUAAACUCCAAGACCGGCCGUGCCGUCGGAAAAAUGAAGGCCACCAUCACACAGCGCUUCUCAUUUGAUGGCAUUGAAUUUGAUGUUGAAUGUGACUGCCGCUUUAUCAUGUGGUGCCAGAAGGAUCCAGCCGGGUGGAAGGUCCACUACAAGCGCUUGUUCUAUGAGAAGGAUAAGAUCAUGCCCGUGGAUGGCAAGCAUGUGCCUGAUUUCUCGGAGGAGGAGCUCAAGCCGUAUCCGUAUGGAUAUAGGUAUCUGGGUGCUUCUCAGGCGAGAUUGGGACAUAAGAUCAAGUUGGAUUUGCCGACGAUGGAGGAUAAUGAUAAGUUCCGGGGGAUGUAUGAGGCUAUGGAGAAGUGGUUGAGGGGGGAGGAUAUUAAGGAGACUUUGGGGAUUCCUGUGUAAAAUUUUGAUGGGAUGAUGGGAAUGUGUCUUGUAUAUAGCUUAUUGAUAUGAG
Messenger RNA from Aspergillus costaricaensis CBS 115574, 822 nucleotides. RefSeq names its product nuclear transport factor 2 family protein. The coding region runs from base 75 to 770 and encodes 231 amino acids. The record is from RefSeq and is a predicted model, not a curated record. NCBI's taxonomy places the organism in Eukaryota, Fungi, Ascomycota, Eurotiomycetes, Eurotiales, Aspergillaceae. The transcript has 2 exons.